CUGCACGGUUAACGACGUCAUUAGUGAUUCGUGGCCUAAAACCGGAUUUUAAUUUAAUUCACACGAAUCAACAAAUCUCGAUGGAUAAAUACCUUUAAUUUCAUAUAAUUUUAGACCAUUCAUAAGUUAUACCAAAUAACAAAUACACUCAACGUUUGGAAGGAAUAAUUGUUUUACACUCGAAAAACCACAUAGAAGGAUGCAGAAAGGAAUUUAAGGUGAUAUUAAUUGAAGAAAACGGAAGAUAAAAUCUACUAACGAAACAGUAUAUCGAAUUUAUUGUCAAAGAAUACAGUAAAAAUAGAGUGAUUAUUCAACGAGGUCAGUGCACUGUAUCAUUCGCAUUUUUAUUUUUCUACUAUUAACACUCCCGUAACAGUCGUUGCAUCGGAAGCGCGUUCAUCAUUAAAAAAAAAGUGAGAGCAUUUAUCUGCCAAGCGUGUCACACGAAGAGACCACUUACUCGUCAGCAUUACAAACUCCUUGGUGGCCUAGUUAAGUGCAUCGAACUUAUCCCACAAAAACGAACAUAUCAACCACACAGACAACCUCUGCAAUUUGAAACCAAAAAAAAACAUUGAAAAAUUUAAUCUGUGAAAGUUCAAGAAAACAUUCCAUCUCUCGAACAUUUCUGUUGUGUGACACAUAAUUCUUCCUCGCCAUUUACUUAUUUUGAAAGGAAGAGAAGGGCGGUUCCAUUUUUUAGUGGAAUUUGAGGAGUAGCGUUCAACAUUUCCUCGAUUAUGCGAAAAAUGACAGAGGUAUUGAAGAGUCGUGCGAUCAGCUGACUGAGAGAGUUGGUUCGUAGACGUGACGGAGUUUAUGACGCUAAUCGUAGGGAGGAGAGUCCGAUUGGAAAUAAGCAUCAUCGGUGCUCCGUCAUGACAUUCAGCACAUCUUUUCGCAGUGAUAAAACUGGAUUCCCUAAUCAGAACAUGCACCGGCCGAGUACAGUAUCGGGUGAGGAAGAAAUGUUGAGUGGGGGUCUGGCAUCUAAAUUGAAAUGUCCCACCCCCAUAUCACGUCUGAGGGUGGAGAAAAUAGAGGGUGGUCUGAUGGUAGCUGGAGUCGUCAUCGCUGCAAAUUGUCAAAUCGCCCUUCCGGCAUUUGGAUUUCUUUUCAUGUUUGCUGGAGCAGUUCUCACUGCUGCCUCCUAUCGAGGACCUGGAGAAGAUGAGGACAAAGACUCUUAUGCUGCAAGGAUCGCCUUCACUGGAAAUUCUCGAAUUUUGGGGCCGAUCUGCAUCGCCAUCGGGCUAUUGAUGCUUGGCCUCGGUGUGCUGCUCUGCAUGUUAACGAGGCGUGCAAGAAGGAGAGAAAGAAGAGUGGGCUUCCAUUGUCCUCUGCAUGGUGAUUUCUAUCCGUUGAGGCCGAUCCAAGGGAUUAGCAAGCUUGGUGUUUCCCAAAAAGAAGCGGGUCGUUGGGCGAAGAUUUCCUGCUUUAAAAACCGUUCUAGUGGAAGAUCUGGUACUACUGGAUUUAUCGGCUCCCACGUCGGUCCACCCCAGUGUCCUCACUCGAUCUUGAGUAGUACGCGGAGUUCUCUCAGCAGUUCACCUCUCAGUCCGUGUCCAACGCCAAUGCCAUUCCUUGUUACUUCCAAUUCAGUCAGUAGUGGCAUGGUACAGAGUGUGGGAGCGAAUAUGUCACCGGAUCAGACCUUUGGAUCGAUCCGAUCCCUCUCGGUGACCCGAGAGGUUGCUAGCUUCCCCCUCUCAAGAACACCCACGCCACCGCCUCAACACAGGCCUCCAGUGACUCUGAUAACCACCUCCGACGAUACAAAGAAUUCUCCACAUCACGAGUCAUCACCCCGACCAGAAGUGCGCGUUAUAGCCCCAUCCCAUCGUCCAUCCUCCACCUUAACAACGAGUGCAUCCGGCGGAAGUCAAUCAUCUCGCAAAUCCGUUAGCAUUCUCUUGCCAGAUGAGUCAGCAGGAUGACGCCAACAUGGCUUCAUCCAUCGAUGUGAUGAUAUGCCUCUGUCAAUGUAAACAAUAUCACACCAAGAACAAAAAUUUAUGCCCUCAACAUGAAAAAUCGUGUCUGACUCACUCCCAACAUUUCUCCUUGCAAAAUUGAUCGAAAAAUAAUUCUCAACAUCUUCCAUUUGGAGUAAACACAAAAGAAUAAAAAACCUUGAAACUAUGAUUUCUGUGAGGAGAGUACACAAAGAAACCAACACACAAGGAAACCCUUUAGUUCUGAUACCGAGGAAAGAAAUAUAUUUCACUUUUCGAAUUGGGUAAAAUAAAGGAACAAAACUAUACUCCCGUAGAUUGACAAUAAUCGAACGUUGGUAUUUCCAACUUUGGAUCGAAUGACACACAUUUCAUUCCUUGUUUGUCUUUUCGAUCAAUGGUCAAGAAAUAACAUUGGUCAACGAUUCGUGACAAUAUUUCUCUCUUCGCUUUGUUCCUUUAUUUACUUAUCGAAUAACUGAUAAUAUUUGAAUUUCGCAUAUUUUUCGCAUACCGAGAUAAUUCCUCAAUUUCAUUAAUUUUUUUGGUAUUUAAACAAGAAAAAGACACCGAAGAUACAUUCCAUGUUAUCACAUGACAAUCAGAGGCAUUAGGAGAAAAUGAAUCGUGCGGAUAAAAAGAGCUUCCUUAGAGUUUUCAAUUUACAUUUACUUGUAUUAUGAACAAAUGGGAUUGAAAGUCAAGUGCAAUAAAUUCUGCAUGAAUUAUUACACAAGGAAGACGAGUGGAGGACAUUUGUUCGUCGCAGUAAAAUUUUAAUGGACUGAUAGUUAGAAAAUGGGACAGCAAAUUUCCUAAGUAGAAAAAUUUUGUAGCCAAAAGUUUCUCACAGAUUAUCUUGCAGAUAUCCCUGAGAAGAGUACGUUCAUCAAUUAAUGGCGGAAGGUUCUUUUUGUAGUUCAUAAAAUUGUCUAUGAAAAAAGUCUUCUGACAAUUCUCUAUGAAACCCCUUUUCAGAUAUGUUUGCAGCAUAAAUUGCAUUUCACUAUUGAAUUGAAAUCCAAUUGUCAGACAUUCAGUGUUUGAUUAACCGAAAUUUACAAUUUAUUUAUAAUUAUGAAAAAAUACUCCAUAUUCUGUAUUAUGCUCAUUUUCUCUGCCCCAUGAAUGAUGGAUUUUUUCAUUUAUAUUCCUUUUAAAUGCAUUUAAUCAAUUUAUUUGAACACUGUUUUAGAAAAUUCAUUGGAUUAUUGUUGUCUCUUUCAUGAAUCAUUUAUUAAUAAUUGGGGCAGAUGAAAUUAUUAAUUAAGAAUCUAGUCUUGUAUAUAAAUGAUAUAGAAAAUAUAAGGGACAAUGUGGGUGCAGGAUAACGUUGAAGGUUCUCAUGAGGUGAAGAAUGCACGCUGGGGAGAAGUAUCGAUACUAUCUAAUGCGGAAAUAAACACCUUUAUUGCACCGUUAAUCAUGUUAUAAGAACUCUCCAGCACUCGCGAAAUAUAAAUUUGAUACUUCUCUUCGGUUUUAAAAUAGCGAGAUGAUUGAAAUUCUGAAAUAAGAGAUGAAAUAUGACAAGAAUAAGGAUAACAAUUCCGAAAUUUGUGGGACAAUAUCUAUGUUUCGAUAAAAAAAAGUUUAAUAUACCUAAAUUCCGUAGCUCAAUCAAUGGAUAAGUUCAAUCGAAUUUAUCGGAAGAAAAAAAACUAUAAGAAUUACGAUUGAAAAAAAUCUCUAUAAUGAGAAAACGAAAAUUAAUCAUGUAUUUUCUAUUUAAAACCUACAAUUGUGGAACCGAAAUCUCAGUGUUCUUACCAAGUAAUGAAGUGCUGCAAAUUGUGUGCCAAAUUUAGGGGGAAUGGAGUGGAUUAUAAGCAAAAAUUGAGAACUAUAGAAUUGAUGGUAAUUAUGUCAAGGGCACUAAACAAAUAAAUACAGUCAUUCUGAUCACCAUUUUAUGCGAUGAGUCUAGCAUAUUGGAGAAAUCCAAUAAAACAAGGGUAUUUCAAUUUAUUCCCACAAGGAGAAACUCUUCAACUUGUUUUCAUUGAAAAUAACAACGAGUGAUCGUACUGAGAGCUUAUCGAUCCUUACACCGGUGGUAUUAAGCCUCUCUCAUUUUUCUUCAUCAUUCAAUUGAAAGGAAUGAAGAACUCCACAAAUAUUUUUUAUCACGAACUAAAAAAUAUUAAGUUCUUCGACUUUUUAUCGAUUUAUUUUGAAUAAGUUUGUGAUAGUACGUUUAGUAAGUUUUUAACAGUAAGAUAUUAAAUAAGUGUUGAGUUAUGUUUCAUACAAGAUCAUCUUUAUGGAGAGUAAUGGAUAAUAAAAGAACAAGAGAAAGAA
Diachasma alloeum is the source of this 4262-nucleotide messenger RNA. RefSeq lists its product as uncharacterized. The coding region runs from base 882 to 1943 and encodes 353 amino acids. The record is from RefSeq and is a predicted model, not a curated record. The transcript has 6 exons. Lineage: Eukaryota; Metazoa; Arthropoda; Insecta; Hymenoptera; Braconidae.